UGUUUUCAUCUUAUUGACUGCGCAACACGAGAGGAACUGGCUCAGAGGUCAUCAUUCAAGUCGGGGGACGAGGAUUUUUGCCCUGAGAGAACUUCUUUUGUGACUUGGCGCUGUGUAAAUAAACUGACGAGUAGAUUUUCCACUGGGGGGGAUAAAAUGCCGGCGAUCAUAAGUAAAAGCUCCGAUUUGGAGUUUGACUCCUUGCAGCCAUGUUUCUAUCCGGAUGAGGACGAUUUCUACUUCUGCUGUCCCGACUCUGCGCCACCGGGGGAGGACAUCUGGAAGAAAUUCGAGCUGCUACCCACUCCGCCCCUCUCUCCAAGCCGCGCCGCGCUACCAGGAGAGCCGGCCGCCUCCCCCGAGGUGGACCCCCUCGGCUUCGGCCUGGGAGACCCACUGGACUGGGCUUCCGAACUGCUGUUCCUGCCCGAGGAAGACAUAUGGGGAGCAAACGACGACGGGGACCUGUUCGGUUCCGCUUUGGAUACAAACCCGGACAGCAUCAUCAUCCAGGACUGCAUGUGGAGCGGCUUCUCCGCGCGCGAGAAGCUGGAGCGCGCGGUGACGGAGAAGCUCGGCAAGGCGAUGUGUACGGGCACGGCGGCGGCGGGGAGGAGCGCCAAGGCGCCGGAGGCGGUGAGCCGCAGCUCGGUGUCGGAGUGCGUGGACCCGGCGGUGGUGUUCCCCUUCCCGGUGAACAGCAAGAAGAGCGGCGGCAGGGACGCAGCGGGGGCCCCCGACACGUCGAGCGUGCGCGGCGGCGCAGACAGCGACUCAGAAGAAGAAGAUGAUGAGGAUGAUGAGGAUGAGGAUGAUGAUGAUGAUGAAGAGGAGGAAGAAGAAGAAGAAGAAGAAGAGGAGGAAGAGAUUGAUGUAGUUACAGUAGAGAAGAGGCGCUCUACAAUCAGCAAAUCAUUCCCCAUGGCCACCGGCACCCUACAUGCAAAGAGCCAAGAUGGAAAAGCAACGGUCUCAGGGUCCGGAGCGAUGAGUCGCUUUGUCAGCCGCAGUCCUCAGGAGCUCAUCUUGAAGAGGAGCUCCGUCCACCAGCAGCAACACAACUACGCAGCCCCCUCACCGUACGCCUCAGACGACGACCCAAUCCCACCUCCAAAGAAACAGAAGACAUCAGAGUCGUCGCGCCACCAUACCCGAACCACCUCCUCGUCGUCUUCCUCCUCGUUUUGCAGCUCCGUCGGCGGCGCGGCGCGCAGCAAGCGCAGCACCAGCGGGGACAGCAGCCCGCGCGGCGGCUCCGACUCGGAGGACAGCGAGCGCAGGCGCAACCACAACAUCCUGGAGCGGCAGCGGCGCAACGACCUGCGGUCCAGCUUCCUGACGCUGCGCGACCACGUGCCGGAGCUGGCGCGCAACGAGAAGGCGGCCAAGGUGUUGAUCUUGAAGAAGGCCACGGAGUACGUGAGUUCGCUGGAGACGGAAGAGAUGAGACUCCAGCAGGAGAAGGACAGGCUCCAGGUUCGCAGGCAACAGCUGAUGCGCAGGCUGGAGCAGGCUAGGACUCGCUAACAGACGAACGCUAACACAGAAACUUCACACAUACCCUGGAUGACUCCGCCGAUCUGAAAUCCUCUGCCUCAACACGCUCAGACUCAGCUGCACACACGGGCCUAUGCACUUAAGCACAGGCGCAUAGGCCUAUAUAACUGUACGUGUGCACGUGUUGAUCCACACCUGGAGCAGAGGAGAAAAGUGGGUUGCAGGGGGGCUGCUGGAGAGAUGCUCGGACUUUCACUGCCGCCACUUUUUUUGCACAUUUGUUGACGUUAAGAAUGUUUAGGGUUUACUUUUUCAAUUCAGUCACAAUUGAGGAAAAAGCGAAAGAAUGGGGAGAUGCAGAACAUAUUUUUUGGUCUUCACUUCCUCUGGUUUUGUAUCAUUUCUAUAUAAAUAUUUUUUCCUUUUUAUGAGUUUUGUACUCACUGUGACACCAGCCUGGAAUCGAGCGAUUCCACACAGGGACAGGUGUUAGAGGGCACUUUGCUUGGAGAGUUCACAUACAGUGAACAUAGCAGUGCACACUUUUGCCUUCACCACUGCAAAACUGAAAAAAAGAAAUAAAGACUGAUGACUGAGGCGUUAUGGGUCACGUAAACAAAGCCACUACAGGUUCACUCUCACACUGGUGCUCAAACCAAGUCAGUGGAUGUAUAACUGUGCACCUUGCUGGGCGACACUUUUGUAUAUAACAAUAGUGUACAGACAAAAUACACUCAGAUCUGCCUUGUUUUGUAAAACACUUUUUUUGUCAUUGUUUUUUUAUAUACGAGUCAGGAAGCUGCCAAUAACUAGACUGGAAGUUUAUAUACGUUUUUCAAAAGUACUGUAAGGCCUCAGUUUAUGAGCGUCGUAAUACUUUGUAAUAUAACAACAUAUUGUUUUAUCUUUUUCUUCGUUUUGUACCAUAUUACUAAUUCCACACACCUUUUCUUGCUUUUUAGUGUGAACUUUAUACAUACUAAAUUGAAUAAUUAUAUUUUCGUAUGAAAAUGAGUUUUCAGUAGAUAUCACUUUAUCUCAUCGGUUUCCUCUCUAUCUCCAAUUGUUUUGUACAGCAAAUGUGUUUUAUCCACACGUACCUGGACUGUUUUUUUUUUUUCCUUUUCUCUUUUGUUAAUAUUUUAUCGGGUGCAUAGAACUGGGUAAACUGAUAUAAGAUGCUUCUUUCAUUUUAUUCUUUUUUUAAAUGUACAUUUAGUGCUGCAACUCAUAGCACUUUGAAAUACCUCAUUUUGAAAAAUAAA
Molecule: messenger RNA, 2762 nt
Organism: Nematolebias whitei (Rio pearlfish)
Lineage: Eukaryota; Metazoa; Chordata; Actinopteri; Cyprinodontiformes; Rivulidae
Gene: mycn
Product: MYCN proto-oncogene, bHLH transcription factor
Exons: 3
Coding region: 157-1527 (456 amino acids)
Biological process (GO): regulation of transcription by RNA polymerase II
Molecular function (GO): RNA polymerase II cis-regulatory region sequence-specific DNA binding; protein dimerization activity; DNA-binding transcription factor activity, RNA polymerase II-specific
Source: RefSeq, a predicted model, not a curated record